GAGAAAUGGGGCCUGUCGGGGAGCCGCCCUUCGGGAGCCGGUGCCGCGCUCCACCUGCGGAGGUGAAAUCCAGAAGGGUCCGGAGGGCGGGUGAGCGCCACUGGAGCUUGGAAAGAAGCAGAGGACCAUUUCUUGUUACGUUCGAGGACUGCAUCGCAGAAGGGAGGAAACCACGUCGUGGGAAUUGUGUUACCUUAGUCAGCUUGCUGCUGAUUGGAAUUGCAGCAUGGGGCAUUGGCUUUGGCCUUAUCUCCAGCUUUCGGGUCGUCGGAGUAGCAGUUGCGGUGGGGAUAUUUCUGUUCCUGAUUGCCCUGGUGGGAUUGAUUGGAGCCAUCAAACACCAUCAAGUGUUGCUCUUCUUUUAUAUGAUUAUUCUCUUGCUGGUGUUUAUCAUUCAAUUUUCUGUCUCCUGUGCAUGUCUGACAUUGAACAAGGAACAGCAGAGCAAGCUACUCGAAGUAGGAUGGAACAACACAAACAAUGCAAAGCAGGAUAUUGAGAGGAACCUGAAUUGCUGUGGAUUCCAGAAUGUCAGUGAAGAGGAUACAUGCCUUGCUGAAUGUUCUAAUACACGGUCAUGUCAUCCUUGUGCACCAAAAAUAAAAGAAUAUUCUGGAAUGGUGUUGAGAGUUGUAGGAGGCAUUGGGCUUUUCUUUAGUUUCACAGAGAUCUUAGGGGUAUGGCUCACUUACAGAUACAGGAAUCAGAAGGACCCUCGUGCGAAUCCGAGUGCAUUUCUUUGACCUGGAAACAUUCUCUAAGGACUGAAUAUUUGAUUUUCUGUGUUUUUAAAAAUGAAUUGUCCACUGAUCAGCUGCUUUCUACAUUACCCGAGAGUUAAUGCACUUGAGAAAAGAUGACACACUUACAGUUGCCUCUUCUCUGUGUUGCUGUUGUUUUUCUCCAUAGAUCAAUGGGAUGUGGAAUGUUUUGGCCCAUGAUAUAACUGAACAGAAACUGAAUCCCAUAGGAACGAAGAUAGUUCUACUGAGCUAUUGCAGUCUUGCAUAGUUAUUUUGAUGUUCUGUUCAUUAGUUGCCUUUGAUUUGAAAGCCAAAAAAUGUAUUUCACCUGCAUACAUCUUUGACUCCUUCGCAUUCCUUUCUUGAAAGAACAGUUGGUUGCCUGGAAUGCCUGAUGUAGAAUAUUUCAGUGUAUUGUGCUGCUGCUUCACACUUUUGUAUUUGUAAGGAUGUAAAAAGGACCUAGGAUUUACUGGAGAGAUAGAAACUCAUUUUCCAUCUCUUCUUCUCUUUUCCUUCCUUGUAUUUUCUGGAAACCAGAAGAUGUUGAAAUCUUACAUGGUUGGUAUUGUCCUUCCGUUUCAAAAUUUGCCAUGUUAACCUAGCAAUCCCAUUCUCGAGCCCAGUUGGCAUUUUAGUGCAUGAAUGGCUUGUGUGUAAGCUUUCUCUUUUAACUUCAGCCUUGUUCACACAUGAAUGUAUAGGAUUGGGAUGGCUAGGUAUUCACCAGGACUGUGAAAGGUCCCAGAAGAUUUACUGUUGACUUUAGAAUGAAGAUUAUAGCUGUGCAUGAAGAAUAGUAGCAAGUCAUGAGGGUCAUGAAUUUUUCACUGUAUGCCUAAAUAAUAAAUUCAUCUUGUUGUAAUGAAUGGUGUAAUUUUAAAACUGGCAGAAGAAAACUGUUUAGUUAGUGGUCACAGUAAGAAAAUGCUCUUGAGACCUUGAGAUCGUUUUUCUCGAAUAGUUUAAAUUUAAAUCAUGUAGUAAGUUAACUGUCAUACUGAUACUGGUCUCUAGAUUUAACUAAUUAUGUUCUUUGGUUUAAAAUAUUUGAUUAUAAUUGUGAACUAGAACAGUAUAAAUUAGAUUUUUGUGGUGCUUUGCUAGUUUAUUUAAAAAAAUAAAACUU
This is a messenger RNA of Pogona vitticeps (central bearded dragon), 1872 nucleotides long. Lineage: Eukaryota; Metazoa; Chordata; Lepidosauria; Squamata; Agamidae. The record is from RefSeq and is a predicted model, not a curated record.